AUGGAAGAUACUCUGGUCCUUCUACCUGGCCUCUCUCCACUUUCAACCUCAUUGAGCCGUUCAUUACUGGAUGCGGCGUAUCGCGAACCCCUCACUUACGUCAUCUCAAAGACCCCCUCGUCAUCUAAACUUACCAUCGCCUUUGCAGCACCGUUCCAACCUGUCAACUGGCCAUUACAUCAGUCUCUUCUGGCCGACCUCUACUCUAUUGUCGUAUCCGUGCAAGCUACUUCGGCGGCUAUUGAUGUCGACACGACUGUGCUCCUUAUAGACUAUUCAACUAGCAGCAAGACAACAGGCAACGACACAACGGUUCUGACGAUUAGCACAUUUGCGUCAAAGCCGACGUUAUGGUCCCGCGUCUUUUACGACGGCUCUAAGACGGGGCGUGAGUUGCUGUCAUCUUUUGUCGAUGGCGGUGCGGUAGUUAAAAAGGAUAAGCUUGUUGCGCUUGCCGAUCUCACGCUCGCCGAAGAAGGCCGAAGCCAAAACGACGAAGUCACGGAACUGUACAAGACGGUCGUUGUGGCAGGGACAUUCGACCAUCUCCAUAUUGGCCACAAGCUUCUGAUACAAGCGUCGACACUGCUUCUGUCCCUUCCCCGAGACGCCUCCACCCCAGCUCGUCUCAUCAUUGGCAUAUCCGGGGGGUCGCUGCUCACCAGUAAGAAAUAUGCGUCAGAGAUGGAGUCAUGGAGGACUCGUACCCAAAAAGUGAUCGAUUUCCUAUCUGCCACCUUUGCAUUAUCGUCAUCGCACCUCAGACAAGAGACGAUUGGGGACGACGAAGAGGUCCAUGCCUUUUUCUUCGGCGGCCGUCUGAUUGUGCGCUGCGUCAAGAUUGUCGAUGUCUACGGUCCCACAAUCACGGAAGAGGAUAUGGAUGCUAUUGUCCUGUCGGCAGAGACGCGCAAAGGUGGUGCCAUGAUCAAUGAGAAGCGUGUGGGUAGAGGUUGGCGUAAGCUGCAGGUCCAUGAGAUUGGCGUCAUUCACAUCGAUGGCCAGGAACUCGAGAGCAACGCGAACGAUUUUGCCUCGAAGAUAAGCAGCACUGAGAUUCGUCGUCGUUUAGCAGAAGCGCACGGGGCGUGA
This is a messenger RNA of Geosmithia morbida, 1092 nucleotides long. Its product is annotated as pantetheine-phosphate adenylyltransferase family protein. The record is from RefSeq and is a predicted model, not a curated record. Gene Ontology annotation, biological process: coenzyme A biosynthetic process. The coding region runs from base 1 to 1092 and encodes 363 amino acids. NCBI's taxonomy places the organism in Eukaryota, Fungi, Ascomycota, Sordariomycetes, Hypocreales, Bionectriaceae. The transcript has a single exon. Gene Ontology annotation, molecular function: dephospho-CoA kinase activity.